Messenger RNA from Spodoptera frugiperda (fall armyworm), 729 nucleotides. RefSeq lists its product as uncharacterized. The transcript has 2 exons. The record is from RefSeq and is a predicted model, not a curated record. Lineage: Eukaryota; Metazoa; Arthropoda; Insecta; Lepidoptera; Noctuidae. Bases 141 to 695 code for a protein of 184 amino acids.
AAAAUAAUUACGACAAGUAUUAAACUAUAAAUCAUUAUUAGUUUUCUAAUUAGCAAUUCGCUGUUAAUACGAGUAUCAUCAAGCUAUUAAAUAAUUAUUUAGAAAAUACCAUAUUUUCCUUCGAUGCUGGUUUGACCAUCAUGAAAAUAUAUAUUCUGCUGUGCGUAGUGGCACUGACUUUUAUACCAGCCACUCUAGCGCACGCUGGCGCGCCUGUGAACAUUGUAAUCACAGUAUUGUAUUACUGCGACGAAAACGGAGACAAAGUAUUGGUAGCAGGCAAAGUAGAUAAGGAAAUCCAACGUAUAAUACUGGAUUACUUACAUACAGAUAAGCCAGUGAAGAUUGUACCUGUUUAUGAAGACAUAUCCGAGGUCCCACCUGUUGAGGUACUUGAUGAGAAAAUACAAGAAAAACACAAAAACAUCUUUAUGACGUUUGUACCAACAAAGAAGAUCAGAGAGAUAGCAGAAGAAAAGGAACGACUAUUCAGGCCAGAAUUUUUGGCUGAACUUAGACAGAAGAGAGUAAACAGUUUUGCUACAGGUUUGAGAAACCUGAUUGAAGAGGCAGCCGAAUAUAAAUUGAACGAUGUUGUGGAGUGGAAUAAACGUUUUCAGAUAGGUAAAUUUUCUUCAUUGAUUCUACAAUCUUCUAUUCCGAAUGCCGUAUACUUCUCAAUCAGUCGCACGUAAAUAGUUUUUCAAUAAACAUUUCAAGGACUUUUAA